AGAAGGUUUCUGGCGGCGCCGGCGCCAUUUUGCCGGGGCCUGCGACCGAGUGGGAGUGGAGUGGAGUGGCCGUUGUUGCCGACUCUUUCCCCCUCCCCACGGUCCAGUCAGCGGGUUGAUUAGGCCCUCGGCCCUCGAGCCGAGACUUGUCUCUUGUUUAGUCCUGGCGGAGCGCCUGGCCGACAUGAGCGAUAUAGAGGAGAACAACUUCGAGGGCAGAUGAGCGGCCGCGUCUCUGUUGGAACCGGCGGCGUUGCGUCUAUAAAGGCGAAAGCCUUGAGGUUGAAGGUGGGACGAGCCUAAUGAAGUGGUUAAUGUUCGUGAAGAAAUUGAAGAGUUUUUUCCAAGAAUGUGGAAGAUAAAUCAAGAUAAAAGAAGGCUAAUGAAAAGUAUUAAAGAUCAGAAAAUUAAAAUUGAAUGGGGGAAAAAAUUGAACAGAAGAUUGGUCAGAUAGAAGCACUUGAAUAUUUUUUUUAAGGCUAUUUUGAAUUGUUUGAAUUGGGGAAGAAUACACGAAGUAUGAAAAAUGAAAAACUCAAUGAAGAAUGAAGAGAAGUAGAAAGCAAGAGUGAAGUAGAAUUAAAAGAAUCUGGAAGAAUGAAUGGGUCCUAGGUUAAGUAAAUGUAUGGUUUAUGUUCCAGUGUCUGUAUGAUCAAGUUGUAGAUGAAUUUGCAUGAUUACUUAGUUAAUAGAGAAUUGGUGAUCUGGUUCAAGUAGGGAAUUAUUGAGGACAGUUAGCAGUAUUAACGAUGGGUUAUUAAUGAGCUGAAAUUUUUUCUGGAGGGUGUUGCCUAACCAUUUGUUUUUCAGGAGCAAUCAAUAUAAAUAAUUACGGUACUUUAAAUGUUAGGUGUUAGGCAUCUACGUGACCAGUGCCAUUUGUAAUACUGUCUUCUUUGUUAGGAGUCUCGCUCUCAGUCAAAAUCUCCAACGGGAACUCCUGCUCGUGUAAAAUCGGAGAGCAGGUCAGGAUCUCGUAGUCCAUCAAGGGUUUCCAAACACUCUGAAUCUCAUUCUCGAUCAAGAUCAAAAUCCAGGUCAAGGUCAAGGAGGCAUUCUCAUAGACGUUACACUCGAUCCAGAUCCCACUCUCACUCUCACAGGAGACGAUCUCGAAGUAGGUCAUAUACACCAGAAUACCGGCGACGAAGAAGCCGAAGUCAUUCUCCAAUGUCUAACCGGAGAAGACAUACAGGCAGCAGGGCAAAUCCAGAUCCCAACACUUGUCUUGGAGUAUUUGGCCUCAGUUUGUAUACAACAGAGAGAGAUCUUCGUGAAGUAUUUUCUCGAUAUGGACCAUUGAGUGGUGUCAAUGUGGUUUAUGAUCAGCGAACUGGAAGAUCUCGAGGAUUUGCUUUUGUGUAUUUUGAGAGAAUAGAUGAUUCAAAGGAGGCUAUGGAAAGGGCAAAUGGAAUGGAGCUGGAUGGUAGAAGAAUUCGUGUGGAUUAUUCUAUCACCAAGAGAGCACACACACCUACACCAGGCAUCUACAUGGGCAGACCAACUCAUAGUGGUGGCGGUGGUGGAGGUGGAGGUGGCGGCGGAGGUGGAGGUGGUGGCAGACGUCGAGAUUCUUACUAUGAUAGAGGAUAUGAUCGUGGGUAUGACAGAUAUGAAGACUAUGAUUACCGGUACAGAAGAAGAUCACCUUCUCCUUAUUAUAGUCGUUACAGAUCACGAUCAAGAUCUCGUUCCUACAGUCCAAGACGCUAUUGAUAAUGGAAUGGUUGCAGCUGAGAACAUUUUUUCUCUUUAUUUUCUUUUUUCUCUCUUUCUUUUUUUUUUUUUCUAUAAUUCUGGAUUUCCCCACACUUCUGAUCCUUCCUACUCCUUAAAAAAAAAAAACUUUUAAAAAAACUCUGAUUUAUUCAGCAUCUACACUUUUGUCAAUUGUGUUGCUGUUUUCCAUCCCUUUUAUUGUACUCUCAACGAUGUAAUUGUUGUCAUUUGAGUAGUUAAACUAUCUUGAGUAAAAAAAGGAAACCCCAGUGUUAUGCUUUGUAAAUGAUUUCUUUGCUUUCAUAGAAGAUAAACUCCUAGCUAAUCACAUGAGGAAAGAAAUGAUCUUUUAAAAGCUUCUUUUGUGUUAGAUACUGUAUUAGAGAUCUGCAUUCAUGAUGAGCUCCCCCUCCCCCUUUUUUUUAUUUUCUUUUGGGGAAAAUAUUAAUAGUAACACUUGAAGUAGUUCAGUCAUGUCAGGUUUGUCUGGGGUGGCAUGGAGCAGUCAAAUAGUUGAGUUUAGAAAGUUUGAAGCUAUAGAAAACACUUGCCCAUUUCUUUGAAAGUACAGAAUUUUUGAACUUUAAAAAUUAAGUCAUUUUUAGAUAUGACAAGCUUGUGGACUCCUACAAAACAUGUAUUUGAAAUACAUCUGUUGAAUCUUAAAAACGUAAAGUGUGAUUUUUGUGUUAAACUUAUUCAAGUAUUCCCUUAAUCAGUGAAGGACAACCCUUAUUUAUUACCUAGAGCAAUUGUAUAAUUUGCUGUUAGAAAUUUUGGUAUUGGGACAAUGAUUAAGCAGGUUAUUGUAUAGUGUAGAGUCCUUAGAAGAUACAUGUGGGGAAAUGUAGUCAUCUUUCAAAUAAAAGUUAAUUUCUUUGAAAAUGGGCUUGUCUCAUUAUUGUAGAACAGUGGAGAAAUAUAACUGGAUUGGCUUACGAACCCUUACAUUUUUCUUCUUCCCUAUAUUUCUCCAAUACAUAGUUAUACAAAAGUUUGCACAUCCUGAGUUUUUAUUUCCUAAUAUUUAUCUUUUUUUCAAAUAUUUUUUUUUGUCUACCUGAAUGCUUAAUCUUUGUCUUCUCUUUGGUCUUUUUGUUUUUCCUCUUUUUUUUUUUUGUUUUGUUUUGUUUUGUUUUAUUGGUGAACCAAAUUGUAACUGAGAAUAUUCAUUACCAGCACCAUGCUGAAGGAAAGAUAAGUAGGUUGUUCACAACUUCAAGAAGUCCAUAUUCUGGUAGGAAACAUCACUUAAUUUGACUACAGUAUAACAUAGGGGGAGGAUAUUUAGGGUAUGACCUUUAAAAGGUAUUAGGAGCAGUAGGAAUAAAAUUAGAUUGUUAUGACAUUAAUAUCCUAUCAUUUGGAUCAGAGAAUUUUGUUUAACUUUGGAAUUGAAGUGUCUCAGGUUAUUGUUACUAAAAACUAACUUUUCAAAAAGCCUGUCCUUAAAAUAUUUUUUUUUCAAUAAAGGAUAUCCAAAGAAUAAA
This is a messenger RNA of Microcebus murinus (gray mouse lemur), 3209 nucleotides long. The record is from RefSeq and is a predicted model, not a curated record. NCBI's taxonomy places the organism in Eukaryota, Metazoa, Chordata, Mammalia, Primates, Cheirogaleidae.